Neospora caninum is the source of this 1263-nucleotide messenger RNA. RefSeq lists its product as hypothetical. The coding region runs from base 1 to 1263 and encodes 420 amino acids. The record is from RefSeq and is a predicted model, not a curated record. The transcript is spliced from 3 exons. Lineage: Eukaryota; Apicomplexa; Conoidasida; Eucoccidiorida; Sarcocystidae.
AUGACGGCCACCGACUUUCACUCGACCCUGGACACCGACGACGGCUUGGGAAAUAAAACGCAGUUUGAAACCUUCCCGACGUUUGGGAAGCCUCACGUCGCCUACGAGAAAAACGAAUUUCCGGUGCGCCGCCUCCCACGGGCAGUGGCAGCUCAGCGCGCACGACCCCCUGCAGUUGCCUCGGCGGUUGCUUCCUUGGCCGUUCGGAAGGAAGUGAAGCCGAAACUGCUGCUCCGGGAGCGAACUCUAGAGCCGUUCCUCGGGCAGAAACGCGAUGGAACACUCGUCUGCACAGACGGUCCGGUUUACGCGCGAGGAACUGUCUCGCACAUCGACAGCGUAGAAACGGAUCAAGGCCGAGGCCGCGUCGCUCAAGUUCGUCCUUCCUCGCCCUUCCACGUGGACAUCAGCGGCAGGCUUCUCACGCCCGGCUCUGUUACACUGCCCGUUGCGGGGCCCUCUGGAGGCGACACACUCUCCGCAGGAGGAGCCGUCGUCAUUGUCUGCUUGGACCGUGGAAAAGCCGCGAUGGCCGUGGCAGAGAGAGACGUGGGAACCAUCUCAGCUCGCGAGGCGGACGACAUGGAACUCGAUCGAGUCAGCCGUUUCGAGAGGCCCCGCACGAGUGCGGCGUCCUACGAGCCGUCUGCCGACGUCCAGAGGAAGCGUCCAUUCUUCCUACGCCUUUUGAGAGAUCCGGCGCAUUUGCUGUCUGUGGUGAACCUAACUUUCUGCUUUCUCGCGCUGGCCUCUCGCCAGGUGGUUCUCCACGAGGCGCGGAAAAUCUCCUCGGCGCCUGGCCUGUUUCUCGACUACCCCACGCUGGUCGGCGACUUCAGGAACCGUUCGGCGAUGCGGGAGGCGGGUGCGCCUCUCCCAGAGGAGACUCUUGCGGCCUUGUCCAUGGAAAGCAACAUCCGCGUUCUGAACGCCUACGGGCGAAGACACCCGCAGAUUCUGACGGACUUCCAGCGGCUCAAACAGGCGUCUGUGUUGAGUUCGUAUUCCGCGAAGGCAACUCGCGUCACAGUGGCUGCGCUGCUUGUCUAUCUCGCCGCGCGGAUGCUCGUGCGGCGCGUCCGAGGCAGGCGGCGGGCCGUGCCGGUGUCUCCGAAGCCGAGGCUCCGCCGAGACACCGGGCGAAAUGCAGGCUGGCCGGCAGGCCAAGCGAGGGCGAAGGUCGCCAGAAACCCCCAGAUCUCGGAUCUGUUUGGCGCCGUCGACAUUCUCCUCGUCCAGAAAACUGCGCAAGCACGCAGCUGA